AUGCCUCUCCAUCCCAUACCACUCUCCCACCCACACAUCACAUCACAGCAAUCUCGCCAACAACAAGGUCCGGCCGCUCACUCCCCCCCCCAUGCUUUCCCUCUCAUGCCUCUCCUCCCAUACAUGUUCUGCUCUCAUGCCUCUCCUCCCAUACAUGUUCUGCUCUCAUGCCUCUCCUCCCAUACAUGCUUUGUUCCCAUGCCGCUCUCCCUCCCACGCCACAGCGAUCUCGCCAACAACAACAUUGGCCCGCUCACUGACAGCAUCGGCACCAUCCCCAACCUGGAGUACCUCUAUCUCGGUGGCAACAACUUCACAGGCAGCACCAUCCCCAGCACCAUCACCGCCCUUACAAACCUCGUUGUGCUGGAUGAUGUGAAUCUGCUGGAAAUCAUCCCUGCAACAAUCCCAUGUCUGCUGGAAAUCCUCCCCUCCCUACCUUUCCCAUCCUCCCCUCCGUACCUUUCCCAUCCUCCCCUCCCUACCUUUCCCAUCCUCCCCUCCCUACCUUUCCCAUCAUCCCUUCCCUACCUUUCCCAUCCUCCCCUCCCUACCUCUCCCAUCCUCCCCUCCGUACCUUUCCCAUCAUCCCCUCCCUACCUUUCCCAUCCUCCCCUCCCUACCUUUCCCAUCAUCCCUCCCUACCUUUCCCAUCCUCCCCUCCCUACCUUUCCCAUCCUCCCCUCCGUACCUUUCCCAUCAUCCCCUCCCUACCUUUCCCAUCCUCCCCUCCGUAACUUUCCCAUCAUCCCCUCCCUACCUUUCCCAUCCUCCCCUCCGUACCUUUCCCAUCCUCCCCUCCGUACCUUUCCCAUCCUCCCCUCCCUACCUUUCCCAUCAUCCCCUCCCUAUCUUUCCCACGCCAGGGGCCUCGAAUACACAGUGCUUUCCAUUCCCCUGCCCUCUCACGGACGCUCCCCUCUCACCGCCACAGCCUGCAGCAACAACGAUUCUUCUGUGGCCUGCCCUGCCAGCAGAUCCCACCAGUGGCACCCCAUGUGUGGUGGAGCAGAGCGACAACAGCCCCUUCUGCACCGCCUGUGGUUUGAGAUGCCCCGAACCCCCUCUCACCCCCCUCUCCUCCCUCUCUCUGGCCCUCUCCCCUGCCCUCUCUCCCCUGCAUGCAGCGACUAUGAUAUUACCGUGGCGUGCCCUGCCAAGAACACCUCGUGUGUGGUGGAGCAGAGAGACGGCAGCGAGUUCUGCACCGCCUGUGCCGCCUUCUGCUCCUCGUGCAUCCAGCCUGCCCCUGGUGGGUACCAUCUGUUGCAUCCAGCCUGCCCCUGCUCGGGGUUGUCGACAGGAGCCAUCGUGGGCAUCGUGGUGGGCGUGCUGCUCUUCACUGUUGGCACCAUUGCUGUUGUCUUCAUUGUCAUUCAGUGUGGCAAGAGGUCCAAAGAGGUGGAGGUGGAAUACACGACUCAAGCUACAGGAGCAUACGCAGGGGAUAACCAGUACAAGCCGCCCCAGGGUGCUUAUGCUGGUUACCAGCCUGACGGUGGCAACGACGCUGACGACCAGCAGCAUCACGCCCACCACAAUGCCCACGAUGGCUCCUGCGGUCGGCCCCGUGCUGGAGGAUGGCUCAUUGGCGCUGGCAUUGUUGGUUUUGUUGGCGCUGGUGUUGUUGGUGUUGUGGCUGGUGUUGUUGGUGUUGUUGUUGUUGGUGCUGGUGUUGUUGGUGUUGGUGUUGUUGGUGCUGGUGUUGUUGGUGCUGGUGCUGGUGUUGUUGGUAUUGUUGGUGUUGGUAUUGGUGUUGUUGGUGCUGGUGUUGUUGGUGUUGUUGUUGUUGGUGCUGGUGUUGUUGGUGUUGGUGUUGUUGGUGCUGGUGUUGUUGGUGCUGGUGCUGGUGUUGUUGGUAUUGUUGGUGUUGGUAUUGGUGUUGUUGGUGCUGGUGUUGUUGGUGCUGGUGUUGUUGGUGUUGUUGGUGUUGGUGUUGGUGUUGGUGGUGUUGUUGUUGGAUGGAGGGGGCUUAACAGGAGAAGGAGGAAGAGGAAGAGGGGAAGGAGAAGACACCGAGGGCGAUGCAGGGAUGGGAGGAGAGAUUGGACGCCCUGA
Closterium sp. Naga37s-1 is the source of this 2058-nucleotide messenger RNA. The record is from the annotation of a GenBank genome assembly. NCBI's taxonomy places the organism in Eukaryota, Viridiplantae, Streptophyta, Zygnematophyceae, Desmidiales, Closteriaceae.